Messenger RNA from Zophobas morio, 707 nucleotides. RefSeq names its product neo-calmodulin-like. NCBI's taxonomy places the organism in Eukaryota, Metazoa, Arthropoda, Insecta, Coleoptera, Tenebrionidae. The coding region runs from base 252 to 707 and encodes 151 amino acids. Gene Ontology annotation, molecular function: calcium ion binding. The transcript is spliced from 5 exons. The record is from RefSeq and is a predicted model, not a curated record.
UACUACCUUUACUGCAAAGGAAAUACCGUUUUAGAAGAAAAAAGACGUGCAUUCUUGACUGUGGCACUCUCCAACUUUAUAAAUAGAAAAAACACCAGUAAGAGUUACCAAAAAAUUGUGAUCCGUUUUUUUCUGUAGUGCUUUUCAUUGUGUUUCAACAAGAUUAUUAAUUUCAGACAGAUAAUACCUAACUUUACAGGAAAGUGCCUUUACCUUAAACUCGUUUUUCAGAGAGCGCAUUAACAUUAAAUAUGGAAGCAAUUAAUAAAAGCAAGAAUACAUCUAACAUUGAAACUCUAAGGGCUGCUUUUAACAUUUUCGACAAAAACGGUGAUAAUUCAAUUGAUUUAUCGGAGUUAAAAGACCUUAUUAUGGUGGCGGAUCCUAACGUCACAGAAGAGGAAGUAGAAAAAAUGAUGGCUGAAGUCGAUGAGGACAAUAACGGACGUCUAGAUUUCACAGAAUUUUGCGACUUAAUGUCUAGAAAACUGGUCGAUGCCAGAGAAGAGGAUAUAAUUAGAGAAGUUUUUAGUAUAUUUGACAAGGACAACGAUGGAUUUAUAAGUCCAGCAGAGCUAAGGCAUUUAAUGUCCUGCAUGGGAGAGAAUCUGACAGAUCGAGAAAUUGAGGACAUGAUUAACGUUGCUGACUCAAAUGGUGAUGGACUAAUCGACUAUAAAGAAUUUGCUGUCCUUCUCAAAGAAUGA